CUUGGUGCGAUUGCAGUUUCAAUUUUGACCUGGAUUAGCAGCACCAACAUGAACAUCAUUACGCUCCAGCAGUGGCUCCUCUUUGAAGCGGACAUCGCCUUGUAUCUUGCUGCCGGCCUCUCGUUCUCGAUCGUCUCGGGCUUCCUCUCGUGGUGUCUGCUCGCGACGCGGUGCAUCCACAGCAGCAAGCACCUCGAUUCGAUCAUCGAGGACACUACAUUUGCGCCUCUCGUCAAGGGCAACCAGCUCAACCUCCACAACGCGCAGGUGCUCGUGACCCAAGUCCAGCUCCUUGACAACGACGACGAAAGCUGCACGCAUGCCAGCUACACAAUUACCUUGACGUGGGGCGCCAAGCUUGAGGCGUCGCACACAAAGUUGCUCCGGAAGCGCUACUCGGAGUUUGCCCAGCUUAUCGCGGCAAUCAAGAGCGAGAUCAAGGAGAUGGAGGACCGCCCUGUCGUGCCUGUACUGCCGUCCAAGUCGCUCCUGCGGCAGCUCAACCCGUCGUUUCUUGAGAAGCGCCGCUUGGGUCUUCAGCUUUUCUUGCACCAAGUGGCUUCCAACCCCAAGCUUGCCGACCUCCCGGCUGUGCGCCAGUUCGUCGGCUUGCACUGAGCGGCCGACACAACCCUUUAUUUAAUCACGGAACCAUACCAUAGCCAAAAAGGUACUCGUAGUAGAGUGCAUCCUGUACGAUACUUAAACUGCAUUCAGAUUCAAUCAACGCUCGAAGUUGGUUACCACAGGC
This is a messenger RNA of Saprolegnia parasitica CBS 223.65, 751 nucleotides long. RefSeq lists its product as hypothetical. The record is from RefSeq and is a predicted model, not a curated record. Gene Ontology annotation, cellular component: endosome. NCBI's taxonomy places the organism in Eukaryota, Oomycota, Saprolegniomycetes, Saprolegniales, Saprolegniaceae. Bases 49 to 618 code for a protein of 189 amino acids. Gene Ontology annotation, molecular function: phosphatidylinositol binding. The transcript has a single exon.